Diospyros lotus (date-plum) is the source of this 960-nucleotide messenger RNA. RefSeq lists its product as uncharacterized. NCBI's taxonomy places the organism in Eukaryota, Viridiplantae, Streptophyta, Magnoliopsida, Ericales, Ebenaceae. The transcript has 9 exons. Gene Ontology annotation, molecular function: nucleoside triphosphate diphosphatase activity. The record is from RefSeq and is a predicted model, not a curated record. Bases 139 to 756 code for a protein of 205 amino acids.
CAUCUAACUAUAGAUUAUAGUCAAUUUGUAACCUUAAAAUUGGGGAACGUGGCUUGUUGUCUUGUCGUGCCGUUUCAAUCGCUUCUGGAGCAAGGUCUGCUGGGACUCGAGCAACUGCUCGGUAGCUCUCCCAGGAAUAUGGAGCCCGGUUCUUCACUGUUCAAGAUAAUAUUGGGAUCAUCUUCGGUAGCCCGUCGCAAAAUACUCGUUGAGAUGGGAUAUGACUUCGCAAUUAUGACUGCAGAUAUAGAUGAGAAGGGUAUUCGGAAAGAAAAACCAGAGGAGUUGGUAAUGGCCCUUGCAGAGGCAAAGGCUGAUGCCAUCUUAUCAAAGCUCCAAAAAUCUGAAAACCAUGGGAUGGAUGCUGAACCAACACUUUUAAUUGCAGCUGACACAGUUGUUGUCUAUGAAGGUACUGUCAGGGAAAAGCCAUUGAACAUGGAAGAAGCACGGCAAUUCAUCCAAGGUUAUUCUGGUGGGCAUGCAGCGACAGUAAGCUCUGUUCUUGUUACAAAUGUCAAGAAUGGAUUCAGAAGAGGAGAGUGGGAUAAAGUGGAGAUCUAUUUUCAUGACAUACCAGAUCAAGUCAUUGAUGACCUGAUUGAGGAAGGGAAGGUUCUCUAUGUUGCUGGAGCAUUAAUAAUAGAACAUCCUUUGGUACUACCCUAUGUUAAACAAGUGGUUGGAACCACUGAUAGUGUCAUGGGACUCCCCAAAGCUCUCACAGAAAAACUGAUAAAGGAGGCUCUCCUCUAGUCCAAUCUGAAUUUGGAACUUUUACCCAUUAUUAAUUCCUUAAUGAAUGUUUCAUGCCCUCUAAUUUAACCUUCAUACAUUGUAGCUUCACUAUCAUGGGUCAUUUUCUUGGGUUAAUUAAUAUUGUGAUGGAACAAAGAUUUGUGGCAUCUUGGUUGGUAGGAAACUCUCCUCGUUUUAGCAAAUAAAGCUACAAUUUUUUUU